Molecule: messenger RNA, 3080 nt
Organism: Labrus bergylta (ballan wrasse)
Lineage: Eukaryota; Metazoa; Chordata; Actinopteri; Labriformes; Labridae
Source: RefSeq, a predicted model, not a curated record
AGAGGAAAGGGGAGGAAGUCAGGAAGCUGCUUGUGACAGCCAGCCGUAUCACAGAACAGCACUCUGUGUGUGUGUGCGUGUGUGUGAGUGUGUGGGGAGAAGAAGAAGAAGAAGAAGAAAAAAAAAGGCCGGGUUGAGCUUCAUCUCGUUUCUUUUCUGUUCGGAAUAAGACGCUAAAAACCCGAUACCGACAUGUCGAAAAGCACCAUGUCCGCCCGUUUCAGGAGAGUGGACGUGGACGAGUACGACGAGAACAAAUUUGUGGACGAGGAUGACGGAGGGGAAAACCAGCUGGGUCCCGACGAGGCAGAGGUGGACUCCCUCAUUAGACAAGGAAACCUCAUGGAGGCUUUACAUGCCGUUCUAAAGAAUCCACCAAUCAACACAAAGAACCAGAACGUCAAGGAGCGAGCAGAAGGUUUGGUGCUGAAGGUGCUCAGCGCCUUUAAGAGCAGCGACAUUGAGAAGGGGGUGCAGUCCCUGGAUAAGAACAGUGUGGACCUGCUGAUGAAAUACAUCUACAAAGGCUUUGAGAGGCCGUCAGAAAACAGCAGCGCGGUCCUGCUGCAGUGGCACGAAAAGGCUCUGGCAGCUGGAGGAGUGGGCAGCAUCGUCAGGGUCCUCACAGCGAGGAAAACGGUUUAAAAAGAGGAGCGGAGGAUCGGUUCACUCCACAUCACUGACUGAUACAGGAGGACUGCUUCUGCACUGAACUGUUCAUGUAAUCUAACAGACCGCAUAAGGACUGAAAGGAAAAGGUGUCUUUUUUUUUACCUGAUGUAAAAGAGAAAAAAAUUCAUGCUGCGUCCAAGGCUACACUAAAAAAAAAAGAAUAUCAGAUCUGAGUUACAUUAGGUUAAAUAAAGCGGUUUCUUCUUUCAUCCUGUGCAUGAUCACAGCCUACUAAACCAUAGUCCUCACAGGGUGCUACAGACAACUCAUCACCUCAUGUGUCUGCCCCCCCCCCCCCCCCCACUCCCUGUGUCACUUAUCCUCCUCACUCCUCAUGAAUGGUUCCCAACCAAAAGGAAAACAAUGAAACUAAAAAGAACCUGCCUGCUACACAAAUCUAACAGAUGGCAUAGGCACUAAAAAGGAAUAACAGAUUUUGUUCGACUAAAUUAAAAAUUAAAAAUUAAAAAAUUAAAGCUUGACUGAAAAAAGGAAAAUCGAAGUAGGGUGACAAUAGGUUAAAAAAUCGAGCUAGAUCUUUAAAAUGAUCCAAGCAAUACAAGAACAAAUGGCACUAAAAACUAGGAGAGAAACACGCAGACUUAUCGGGGGAAACUACAAGUUGACCACCUUUCUUUUUUUUUUUUUGUUGUGGUCACGAGCCGUAAUAUGUUGUUGGCCGCUGCCAUACACUGAACCUUCACACUCAUCUGGGCAAACACAACAGACAUGACUCGCAGCAAUGUGUUCUCCCUUCACUCAGCACAGGGUUUCAGCUUUGAUUCUGUCAGGAUAACUCUGUGUUUUUUUUGUCUCUGCAGAAGAGACUUCCUGAUGGAAUAAAAGCCAGACUGUGUCAGUAAAUCCUCUCAUGCUCUGACACUUUAGCAGUGGGAGUUUAAAAAAAAAGAAGAAAAAAAAAAAGAGCACAGUCACAUUUGCUGGAUUUGCUCACGGGGGUCUUUGUGCACCCACAGGAGGCUGGGUAGAAGUGAGUAGGGGGUUGGUGAAAUCCAUCCAUCAGUUUCACGCCACAAGCUGACCCAGUUAAGGAUUAUAACUCAUGAUGCAUCUCCACCACCACUCAUAUUAAUCCCAUUUCACUGUUCCUCUCAUCCACUGUCGGUCUGACUCACUCUGGCACCCUCUGCUUCUGUGCAGGGCGUCAUGCGGCUCUGCUGGUAAAUACGAGCAACUUAUAUUUUCUGUACCUUCAGGAAAUUCACCCUGAGAAACUAUUGUUUUUUUUUAUUUUCAUUGUUUUGGUAUUUAACAAAAAUAAUCUAGGAUUAAGCGUUUGGUUUUCAUUUUGUUUUUGUUUUACACUAAUGAUUUAUUUUUUUGCGUCAGUGCAUAAUCCCUACGUAACUUAAAAUUAAAAAAAAGGGUAAGCAUGCUCUGUGUGCAGGGGGGAUAUUAUAAAAUAUUGAAUUUAGUGUCUCUGGAAAUGGAGAAGGACUUUUUUGUGAUGAAAAGAGAAAUAUUGUUUGCAUGAUUCUACUUUUGACAAUAUUUUCUUAAGCAUUUCAUGACCGUAUUUUGUACAUAGAGUUUUGUGACUCUUCUGGAAGAAUCAAGUUUUUUUUUUUUUUUUUUUUAAAUUGAAUCUGAGUAAAAAUACGUUCUCAUUCCUUAAAAAAAUAUUUUUCUUUUUGUUCUGCAAUUUAAAGUCAUGCUGUUAUUCCCAGAAUAACUUUUUUAUUUUAUUUUUAUUUUUGUAACAUGAGCCGGAAACCGUGGAAAGGGAAAUCUGCCUGAUCAGGUAGAUUACGUCUGUUGCCAAAUGAUUUAUUUACUUUCAUGAAAAUUAUGUAACAUACUUGUAGAAUUUAGGUUCCCUUGUGUUAGAGAAUCAUUUUGAAGAUAAAGCGAUGGAGUUGUGAUCAUUAUAAAAAGGAGCAUCAAAGUGUAAAAAGUUUGUUGUUUGAAAAAGAAGAUACUUCGGCUGUUUUUGCAGACCGUGUGAUGAGAACAGUUCACUUCCAGUGUAAUGUCUUGUUUGAGUUUAUUUCCAGUCAAAAACUGAUCGGACAUUCUCAGUGGAUGUUGCUUUUUAUUUUUUUUAUUUUAUUUUUUUUACAGAAAAGCUCUAUCACAAGUCUCACGAGUUUCAUCGUUGGAUAUUUAGACAUGGGGUGUCCAUGUUUGAAUACUGUCAUCAGUGAUGAUGCAUCCAGACAUUAGAUUGAUUUUUCUAAUGCAGUAACGUCUGGUGUGACAUGAAAACUAAAAGAGAACGCUUCACUUUUUUUUCUGCUUGAUGUCACUCCGGACAGUGAUGCUCUUCUAGCCGAGAAGACGAGGGAGCACACCAGACUGAUGUACAAACUGCCUUACUCCAUAUUCCUUUUUUAUGUUUGUGCGUUUUUGACAAAAAAAAAAACUAAAAUAAAAGGUAUAAAUGCUGA